UUUUUUAGCACUCUACAACUGAAAUGCGACUGAAGAUUUCACUUUUAAAGGAACCAAAACAUAAAGAAUUAGUGAGCUGUGUGGGAUGGACUACAGCUGACGAGCUAUAUUCCUGCAGUGAUGAUCACCAAAUAAUGAAAUGGAACCUUUUAACCAGUGAGACUACUCGGUUAGUGAAACUUCCGGAUGACAUUUAUCCCAUAGAUCUUCACUGGUUUCCCAGAAACAUAGGUGGGAAGAAGCAGUCCCAUGCUGAGAGCUUUGUUCUAACAAGCUCUGAUGGGAAGUUCCACCUGAUUUCCAAGUUAGGAAGAAUAGAGAAGAGCGUAGACGCACACUGUGGAGCUGUACUUGCAGGAAGAUGGAAUUACGAAGGAACAGCACUGGUUACAGUUGGUGAAGAUGGCCAAGUGAAAAUCUGGUCUAAAAGUGGAAUGCUGAGGUCCACUUUAGCUCAGCAAGGAAGACCAGUGUAUUCAGUAGCCUGGGGACCUGAUUCAGGAAAAAUUCUCUAUACUUCAGGAAAGCAGUUGAUUAUUAAACCUCUUCAGCCAAAUGCUAAAGUUUUGCAGUGGAAAGCCCAUGAUGGCCUUAUUUUAAAAACUGACUGGAACUCAGUUAAUGAUCUUAUUCUUUCUGCAGGUGAAGAUUGUAAGUAUAAGGUUUGGGACAGUUAUGGACGUCUGUUGUACAGCUCACAGCCCCAUGAGUAUCCUAUAACAUCUGUUGCCUGGGCUGUGGAUGGAGAAUUAUUUGCUGUGGGGUCUUUUCAUACUUUGCGUCUAUGCGAUAAGACUGGGUGGUCUUACACUUUAGAGAAACCAAACACUGGCAGCAUAUAUAAUAUUGCUUGGUCUAUUGAUGGCACUCAGUUAGCUGGCGCAUGUGGUAAUGGACAUGUCAUCUUUGCCCAUGUUGUGGAGCAGCGCUGGGAGUGGAAGAACUUUGAAAUAACUUUAAUUAAGAGGAGAACCAUGGAGGUGCACAAUGUCAUUAAUGAUGCAGUAGAUCUAUUGGAAUUUCGUGACAGAGUUAUUAAGGCCUCUUUGAACUAUGGGCAUUUGGUUGUUUCAACUUCUCUUCAGUGUUACGUGUUUUCUGUAAAGAACUGGAAUACACCACUGAUCUUUGACCUGAAGGAAGGAACAGUUAGUUUGAUUCUACAAGCAGAAAGGCAUUUUCUUCUUGUAGAUGGUGGAGGACUUUAUUUAUAUUCAUAUGAAGGAAGAUUAAUUUCCUCUCCAAAAUAUCCAGGAAUGAGAACAGACAUUUUAAAUGCCCAGACAGUAUCUCUCAGUAAUGAUACUCUAGCAGUAAAAGACAAAGCUGAUGAAAAGGUUAUCUACAUAUUUGAAGCUUUAUCUGGAAAGCCAUUGGGUGAUGGAAAGCCUCUAACGCAUAAGACAGAAAUUGUAGAGAUAGCUUUAGACCAGAAAGGACUUACAAGUGAAAGAAAAAUAGCUUUUAUUGAUAAGAACAGGGAUCUUUACAUUACUUCAGUUAAACGGUUUGGAAAAGAACAGAAGAUUGUCAAAAUAGGGACGAUGGUUCAAACUUUGGCUUGGAAUGACACAUCUAACAUUCUUUGUGGGAUUCAAGAUACCUGUUUUACAGUCUGGUACUACCCCAACACAGUUUAUGUAGAUAAAGAUCUUUUGCCAAAAACUCUGUAUGAAAAUGAGGCAAGUGAAUUUAGCAAAAAUCCCCAGAUUGUACAUUUUAUAGGAAAUCUAAUAACAAUUAGAAGAGCAGAUGGUUCACUUACUCACCUUAAUAUUUCACCUUAUCCUGCGAUUCUUCAUGAAUAUGUUAGUAGUUCUAAAUGGGAAGAUGCUGUUAGACUGUGCCGCUUUGCAAAGGAUCAAACUAUGUGGACAUGUUUAGCAGCUAUGGCAGUUGCGAACAAAGAGAUGGCUACAGCAGAAAUUGCCUAUGCAUCAAUUGGUAAGAUUGACAAAGUUCAGUAUAUCAAUUCCAUCAAAGAUCUGCCAUCAAAAGAAUCCAGAAUGGCUCAUAUGCUGCUCUUCAGUGGAAAUAGCCAAGAAGCUGAAACCCUGCUUCUUCAGACAGGCCUUAUUUAUCAAGCUAUUCAAGUCAACAUUAAUCUUUACAAUUGGGAUAGGGCCCUAGAACUAGCAUUAAAGCACAAGACACAUGUUGACACAGUCCUGGCUUAUCGACAAAAGUUCCUGGAGGACUUUGGUAGAAAAGAAACAAACAAAAGAUUUUUGCAAUACGCAGAAGGUCUGGAAGUUGAUUGGAAUAAAAUCAAAGCCAAAAUAGAGAUGGAGAUUGCUAAAGAAAGAGAACGAGCAGCAGCCAGUCCUGCGGUGAGAGCUAGUGUGACUGUACAGCAAUAACUCUCCUUUUGGUCACCUUCAGAAGUGCUUCUCGAAUAUAUUGUACUGGCAUAUUUUUCCAAACAUUAAAAAGCCACAGCAAAUGUUUUCUGGGGAACAGGAGUGAGAAUCAACGUAGUUCUUGUUAACUGUUGGAAAGCAGGCAGAAUUAUUUACUUACUACAGUCUCAUUUUGAGCAGGGUUUAUGUUCUAAUGCUCUAGUGAGUAGCUACGCUGUAGUCCACAAUACAUGUAUGAGAAAAAAGGGAAAUUGACUUUCUUUCUGUUAGUGGCUUUUAAAUUUAAUUGUCACUAAAAUUAUUUAACCUUGUUUGCCUCUAAUUUAAAUACCUAUUUUCCUUUCUAAGCCCCUAGUUGAGUAGUUUGGUUAUUUCUGCAACCUCAGGGACCUCUGAAAACUCUUGUUUAAAGUGCCCCAGAACAAAUUCAGCAAGCUGUAAGUAUUGAAAAUUAAAUAUAAAUCACAAAAUAAUAUUUUACUCCCAGUUGGGAUACUACAUAUUUCUGCUAGUAUGUAUGUACAAGCAAGUUCUUCAAUAGAAGAUUUUUUAUUACUUCAGCAACUAAGGUUUGUCACUAGCAAGGUAUCAAUAAAUGGUAUUUUCUUAGAAAAAUUGUUUAAAAUACUGUGGAAUGUGCUUUGAAUGUUGUCUGAAGUAACAAACAGCAUUGUUGGUUGGGUUUGUAGUGUCUAACACAUAUAAUUGGCAG
Molecule: messenger RNA, 3072 nt
Organism: Neopsephotus bourkii (Bourke's parrot)
Lineage: Eukaryota; Metazoa; Chordata; Aves; Psittaciformes; Psittacidae
Gene: IFT80
Product: intraflagellar transport 80
Exons: 19
Coding region: 24-2360 (778 amino acids)
Biological process (GO): cilium assembly
Cellular component (GO): intraciliary transport particle B; centrosome; cilium
Molecular function (GO): protein binding
Source: RefSeq, a predicted model, not a curated record